UGUGAGUAAUGCUCUUGGAGACCCAGGGGACGCCAUGUCAGAAGAGGCAAUCUCAGGGAGCGACCUGGAGCCCGGCCUUAACAGCGAGGAGGAGGAAGAGGAGAUGGAGGAGGAAGAGGAUGGAGAGAAUGAUGGGGAUGAUGAAGAAGAUCCAAUCGAUCAGCUUGAGAGCAUGGACACUGAAGAUCAGAGAGAUCAGAGCAGCCCCCCACCUACCUCACCAUCUAGAGACUCCACCCCUGACCCCACAUCCCGACCCCCCUCCCAACCCUCCUCCACCUCACGAACGUCAUCACGACCCGGCUCUCAACCUCCAUCCAGUCCAGACAGCCGCAGCAAUGCCUCAGUCAAUGACAACGCACUGAAGAAGUCCAAGUCCAAACCUGCUCACUUGAGGAGGAAUAUCCGGAAGCUGCUUACAGAGCACCAGCUGGAGGCGGGAACCAAAGCCGCCCAGCAGGAGGAGCUCGAGAGACGUCGGCGUCUGGAGCAACAGCGGAAGGACUUCCCCCUUUAUCCAGAUAUAGCCACUGCAGCACCGGGGCCCAAACAGGAAGUGAUCUGUCUGGACAGCAGUGGUGAUGAGGGCGAGGCUAAAGAGGCCCCAUCCCCUGAGUUACCUGCCCGCAGAGAUGAUGUGAUUGAGUUGAGUUCUGGUGAUGAAGACACUCAACGGAUCAGCAGUGAGGAAGACAAUAAUGAAGGUCGCUCAGUCACACCCAGCACAGAUGAGAGCAGCGGGUCUCAUGUAAAUGACAUACUCAAUCAGCCAGACACCCAGGGCAGGGUGCUGGUCAAUAUCAAUCACCCGGGAGACGAAGAGGACCUGUUUCUCGCCCCUCAACUCGCCCGUGCAGUCAAACCACACCAGAUUGGUGGUAUCCGUUUUCUGUAUGAUAACCUGGUGGAGUCUCUUGAGCGGUAUAAGAGCAGCAGUGGGUUUGGCUGUAUUCUGGCUCACAGUAUGGGCCUGGGCAAAACCCUGCAGGUCAUCUCCUUUAUCGACGUCCUGCUGCGGCACACUGGAGCCAAAACUGUUCUCGCCAUUGUACCUGUGAAUACACUACAGAACUGGUUAGCUGAGUUUAAUCUCUGGCUGCCUGCUGCUGAGUCCCUUCCCCCUGACACAGAUCCUGCCCAGGUUUUACCUCGAACCUUCAAGGUUCACAUCCUCAAUGAUGAGCACAAAACCACAGUGGCACGGGCCAAAGUGGUGGAGGACUGGACUCGUGAUGGUGGCGUGCUGCUAAUGGGUUACGAGAUGUACCGCCUGCUGUCUCUCAAAAAGAGCUUUGUGACCGGCCGCAAGAGGAAGUCCAAGAAACCCGCUGGACCUGUUAUUAUUGACCUGGAUGAAGAGGACCGGCAGCAAGAGCUCAUGAAAGGGAUUGAGAGAGCGCUGUCUCGGCCCGGUCCGGAUGUUGUUAUAUGUGAUGAGGGUCACCGUAUCAAGAACUGCCACGCCAGCACCUCCCAGACCCUGAAGAACAUCCGGUCACGGCGACGGGUAGUUUUGACCGGAUACCCACUGCAAAACAACCUGAUUGAGUAUUGGUGCAUGGUGGAUUUCGUCCGACCUGAUUUCCUCGGUACGCGGCAGGAGUUUAGUAACAUGUUCGAGAGGCCCAUUCUGAAUGGACAGUGUGUAGACAGCACACCACAAGACGUUCGGCUCAUGAGAUACAGGAGUCACGUAUUGCACAGCCUGCUGGAAGGCUUUGUGCAGAGACGAGGUCAUGAUGUCCUACGAAUGCAGCUUCCUGAGAAAGAGGAGCAUGUGAUCCUGGUACGACUGUCUCGUCUGCAGAGGGCGCUCUACACUGAGUUUAUGAACCGUUUCAGAGAGGCGGGAAACAGCGGGUGGCUUGGACUCAACCCACUCAAAGCUUUCUGUGUCUGCUGCAAGAUCUGGAAUCACCCUGAUGUUUUGUACGAGGCUCUUCAAAAGGAGAAUCUGGCCAAUGAGCAGGAUCUGGAUCUGGAUGACCUCAACUCCACCAGCGGGACCCGCUGCUCUGCCCCGGGACUGAAGGGCAAAACAUCUGACCCCGCCAACAGCAAGAUGACCGUGGCUCCAAUGGGUCUGAAUCCCUUACAGGAGAGAGCCAACCAAGUCAUCACUUAUGAAUGGGCAAAAGACAUCAUGACCAACUACCAGACAGGUGUUUUGGAAAACUCUGCAAAGAUGGUUCUGUUGUUCCACCUUAUUGACGCGAGUGUUAGCCGAGGAGAUAAAAUACUGGUUUUCAGUCAGAGUUUAUCCACACUCACUGUUAUCGAAGAUUUCCUCUGUCAGAGGCCCAUGCCAAUCCAAACAGAAACCGGGGUGCACAACUGGGUCCGCAACGUCAAUUACUACAGGUUGGAUGGGAGCACAUCAGCUUCAGAGCGAGAAAGACUCAUCAACCAGUUUAACGACCCAUCAAACAACCAAGCCUGGGUCUUCCUGCUGUCCACUAGGGCUGGCUGUUUGGGGGUGAAUCUGAUUGGGGCAAAUCGCGUCGUGGUUUUCGACGCCUCGUGGAAUCCGUGUCACGACGCUCAGGCCGUUUGUCGCGUGUAUCGCUAUGGCCAGCACAAACCUUGUCACAUCUACAGGCUGGUGUGUGACUUCACACUGGAGAAGAAGAUCUAUGAUCGACAGGUGUCCAAGCAGGGCAUGUCUGAUCGAGUUGUAGAUGAUUUGAACCCUGUUCUUACCUUCACACGGAAGGAGGUGGAGUCUUUGCUGCACUUUGUAGAGGAGGAGCCUAAUCCUAACCAGUCAGAACUGGUCCCUAGUGAGGACAUGGAAAUUGUCAUAAAACAGGCCUGUUUGCUUUACCCGCACCUAUUAACCAAGCAACCAUUCCAUCAUGAGUCUCUACUGAUGGACCGCAAGGAUUUGAAACUGACCAAAGCAGAAAAGCGAGCAGCCAAGAAGAGCUAUGAAGAUGAGAAGCGGGCAUCCGUGCCCUAUCAGCGGCCCUCUUAUGCACAUUAUUACCCAGCUAGCGACCAGAGUCUCACCAAUAUCCCUGCCUUCAGCCAGAGAAACUGGCGCCCCACCCCUCAUUUAGAAGAGAAGCCAGUUGCAAGUGUCAGGCCGGUCCAGUCCACACCCAUUCCCAUGAUGCCACGGCAGGUACCCAUGGGCGUCCCCAGUUCAAGUGCGGGAUUUCCGGUCAACUACCUGCAAAAGGCUGGUGUCUACGUUCAACGAGUUGUCACCACCACAGAUAUUGUGAUCCCAGGGUCCAACAGCAGCACAGAUGUCCAGGCCCGGAUCGGUGCUGGAGAGAGUAUUCAUGUUAUCAGAGGAUCCAAAGGCACAUACAUAAGGACCAAUGAUGGAAGGAUAUUUGCCAUCCGCUCUGGAAAGCCAAGACCACCUGACGUAGGAGCCACAGCCUCAAGAGAGGACUCGGGUUCCACCUUGCACUCUGUCAGUAAUGGUCGCGCAUCGCCUCAAGAGCAAAAACGUUUAACCCCAGAAGCUCAACCUCGCUCUUCGCCCCCACACAGUUCUGAGCUGCUCCGAGAGUUCUACGCCAACAAGGACACCAUUCCUGUGGGAAAUAACUUACCUUCCCCGGGAACACCUGAACCCUCGGGAAUGGACAGACCCUCCCAACACAGCCGCGUUCCCGAGCAGCACCGGCAGCUUGGCAAUGAUGCCAUCACAUCCCUGGACGUCCAAAAUUUGAAACGGAAGCUUGCAGAAAGUCGGACAUCCAAACAAUCUAGCGCCAAACGGACCCCGACUUCUGCCGGUGCUGCCGGGAGUUACCCGGGGUUUCCUUUAAGCAGCGCAUAUGGGUUUCCGCCAAUGGGGCUGAACCCUGCCCUAUUAGGUGCACUGGGUCACUUGACUCCACCCGCACUUGGAAGUAGGUCGCAUCUCCUGCAACAAGCUGGGCAGACGCUAGGCGACUUAAACGCAAUGUUCCCCUCCGAGACUCUUGGAUUGAGAGCGUCCAACAGCUCUUUCGCCUCAGCUUGCUCCACCGACACCACCUCGACAACUCACGCCAGUAUGCUGGCAUCUUCAUCCUCUGUUCCCUCUUCUUCAUCAUCUUCCUCUUCCUCCACCCUUCCACCUUUCAUGAUGAACCCAGGGAUGGCAAGCAUGCUAUCCAGCUUCCCGGUACCGUUUUCCCAACCUUUGUUCCCGAGUUCCUUUCACCCUAGAGGCCUAACAUCUACUCCUGCCUCAACUGCUUCCACCUUUCUCUCGUCCUCCGGCCUGUUGGGGGCAGCGUUCAGCAACCCUGAAACGCACCCAUCCGUAGCUGAAAACGGAGGAAGCAGCUCAGAUGACGAUGUCAUUGAGGUUAUGGGCCAGUGAGGGACUGUGAUCGGCUGCCUCUUCGAUUCCAUUGUUGUGAAAGGAAUGAUCCGAUUGGACGAAGCUGAAAUAAUAUAAAUCCAAAUGCUGAAUAUGCAUUGAAAGGGGAUAUAUAUUUUUCCUAACAGUAAGGGACCAGAGGGCUUACGGGAAGAGCCCUAGUUGUAUCUCCUUCGUGGACCUGGAAACGGACCUUAUGAACUGUAGAGAAUACCGAACCGAACAUAAUGUGAUUGUCUUUACGAACCGUUUGCAUUCGUAAGAGAUUACUUUAGAGAUACAUAGCUGUUUGCUAGACCUUGUAGCAUCACCUGGAAUGAUAAAAGAAAAGAUACAUGACUUUUAUUAUAAUUGUAAGUACUACUAUUGCAUUUUGUAAAUGGUGGUUCUAUAGGAAUAUUCUUAAGGCCAAAGUAUACUCCAGUUGUCCAUGUGCCGCUACAUCUUGUGCACAGUCCGCACACAGCCCAAUAUUUAUAGAAUAGUGGACAGUCCACUUCAGUGCACAUUGUCUGCGCAUGUGCCUGCCGUUGACUGUCCUAAAGAGUAUCAAAAAGCAGUCGUAGCACGCACGCGUCAAACUGGACCACACAGAGUCACGGUAAAAAAAAACAUGCUUUGAAAGACUGAGCCUGACUGUGUGCUAGACGGAACAGCACAUGGAAAAACUCAGUAUACUCUAUAGCCGUUAGUUGUGUUGAUCAUUGAAAUCACAGACUGGGCAAACGAGUUCAUAAUGGUUGAAUCAUAGAGCGACGUAAGCCAUGCCUAGCGUUCAGCACCACCAAGACCUUUUCUUUCCUUUAACAAAAAACAAACAAACAAGGAAAACCUUAAAAACUCGAAUGUAUUUUCAUGUUAGCCUUUAAAAUCUGGUGGAGGGACGUAAGUUUAGUGCGUUUAGUUCGAUAUUAGCCUUAAAGCAGACAAAUGGAUCUGUGUUCUCAUUCAAUUGUGUAGCAACAAAAUCAUCUGUCAUUCGCCAUUAUCUUACGAAUGUGUAGACUGUUAUGCGACCCUACUAGCUAUUGUUUUUUUUUCCCAAAUAUGCGCUUCGGAUAAUUUAGCGCGGUCAUUACGUUAGCGGGCAAUUUCAUCUGUGCUGGGGCCACAGUCAUGACUAAAGUGUUAGUUUGGCCAUUUCGAAGAAUCACAAUGCGUUAAACGUUUGUGUUAAUGUUGAUUCGUAUUUACAUGCGUGCUGGUUGACCUGUGACUGACAAAUCCCUCAGCCAAUAACACUGUUCAUUCUCUGUGCCUAUUAGAGCUCUUUACUUUGACUCCUCCCACAAUCUGCGUUCUCAUUAGCAGAUACCCAUGUUAUGAUUUUUGAGUCUGCAGACGCUGUUAUAUAAAUACUGUUGUGUGCAUUUGAUAUGUGAUUAUUAUAUUGGGUUUUUUUUUCUUUGUUUUGUAACAUCUUAUGAUAUGAAUUCAUUUUUUUCUUUUCACUAUGUACAAAUUUACCUGAAAUAUUUAUUUAUAAUGCUGAAGAAUAAUUCAUUUUCAUUCUUUUUUUAUUUUAUUUUAUUUUUUAGACAUUUUCGACCUUUUAUAAGAAGAAAAAAAGAUCCCUCCAAUCAGAGAGAUGAGGGGUUUUUUCCCGUAGGCAAGUUUAAGACCACGAUCUGUGAGAGAUUCAGCAGUCGGGACCCAAAAACAUGUGAUCGCAUACAAACCCCAGGAGGUGUACACAUGUCAUCUCAUGUUCCCAGCACGGGGAGGAGUAGAUUCAAAUGACAUUGUAUUUAUUAAAUAUCAUUUUAACAUAAAUAAACUUGACUCCUCCUGUAUUCAGAAUAUAGUUCUUCCUUGGUUCUCAGUCUUGUGUGACUUCAGCUUGACUUUUUUUUUUUUAACAGUAUUUGUGUAGAUUUUUAGACAGGUUUUUGCCAGUUACUCUGAAUUUGCUCUGCAUGUAAACACCUUUACUGGCUUUCUUACUGUUUAUGUUUUAGACAUCAAAAUCCGAGCAUUAUCCAAUGAUUUCAAAUUAUGACAGAUUUUUUUUAAUAAGAUGAUUUUUGGUAGUUAUCAGUGUAUUUUGUGCAUGUAAACUUGCUCAAUGUUUAGACCUACAUUAAUUUAUAAUAAUAAUAUAUAAUGGUAUGAUAUUAAUUACUUAACCAUUACAAAUUAUCAUAAUAUUGAUAUGUUAUCAUUUAUAAAAGAAAAUGCAUUACACUACAUUUUUUAUUUAUCAGUUUUAUCCGGUUGUAGCUGUAUCAUUUCGGCUCCUACUUUUGAUAUACCAUCGUAUUAAAACUACUUAUUAAAGUAUAAAAUUAUGACCGUCAUAUUAAACUAUUCUUAUUUCCACCUGUUUCUUCUCAGAUAUGACACAGGUCGUCAUAUAUAGGUACAUUUCCAUACAUAUUCAUUUAGAUCAGCGAAUAAAAAUGACAUAAUUCUGAAUCACUAUCGAGAACGCGGCAAACUUCCCGAUUAAAAUAACACGUUCAAAAUAAAAGUCCCGUCUCGAUUACCAAUAAUGACACCGAAGCACGAUAUUAUUUGAUUGUAUGGCACAGAUUAAAACAAAGCAAUUCAUAAAUGAUAUUUAUGUAUUUAUUUAUAAAAGGAAAUGUUUAACAAAUGAAAUUUCUACAUCCGGCUGCAGCUGUAUAGUUUCAGCGCCAACUCAUGAUAUACGGUGAUAUUAAACUACUUAUUCAACGACCGA
This is a messenger RNA of Myxocyprinus asiaticus (Chinese sucker), 7010 nucleotides long. It is a transcript of the gene rad54l2, whose product is annotated as RAD54 like 2. NCBI's taxonomy places the organism in Eukaryota, Metazoa, Chordata, Actinopteri, Cypriniformes, Catostomidae. The transcript has 21 exons. The record is from RefSeq and is a predicted model, not a curated record. Gene Ontology annotation, cellular component: nucleus. Gene Ontology annotation, molecular function: ATP binding; ATP-dependent chromatin remodeler activity; ATP hydrolysis activity. Bases 35 to 4327 code for a protein of 1430 amino acids.